Molecule: messenger RNA, 1071 nt
Organism: Juglans microcarpa x Juglans regia
Lineage: Eukaryota; Viridiplantae; Streptophyta; Magnoliopsida; Fagales; Juglandaceae
Product: pyrrolidone-carboxylate peptidase 1-like
Biological process (GO): proteolysis
Cellular component (GO): cytosol
Molecular function (GO): pyroglutamyl-peptidase activity
Source: RefSeq, a predicted model, not a curated record
ACAAAACAAAGAAAAAGCUCUCUUUCUCUGCCAGCAAUUCCUUUUUGUUCCGCGACAGCGCCGGCCUGAUUUCAGAUAAUGAUUUUGGUUGGCUUUUCCAGACGUUGGUGGGCACUCACAGGUUUUAAUAGCAGCAUUCAUAAAAAAUAGGGAACUGUAUUCGUGUCCAGAACGGCAGUAUGGGAUCUGAAGGACCAAAGGAGGUCACCAUUCAUGUAACCGGAUUUAAGAAGUUUCAAGGGGUUGCUGAAAAUCCUACAGAGACAAUUGUUAAUAAUCUGAAAGAUUUUGUUGAAAGGAGGGGGUUACCCCCUGGUGUUACUCUUGGGACUUGCACUGUUCUUGAGACUGCUGGAGAUGGGGCCUUGCCUUUACUUUACCAGACGUUGGAAUCAGGGAUCUCAAGAACGGAUGGUAAAAGCAAUGAGCAAGUUGUAUGGUUACACUUUGGGGUGAAUAGUGGCGCUCCAAAAUUUGCCAUUGAGCAGCAGGCAGUAAAUGAAGCCACUUUUCGUUGUCCAGAUGAGUUAGGAUGGCAACCUCAGAAACUUCUAGUUUGUGAAGAUGGAGGAACUUCCAGGGCAAGAGAGACUUGUUGCAGCAUCGAGGUUAUUCUGAAGUUCUUGAAGAGGAAGGGUUUCGAUGUGACCGUAUCAAAUGAUGCCGGCCGAUUUGUGUGCAAUUAUGUGUAUUAUCAUUCUCUUCGUUUUGCUGAACAGAAGGGUCACAAAUCUUUAUUUGUCCACGUGCCGUUAUUUUCGAAAAUUGAUGAAGAAAGCCAAAUGCGUUUCGUAGCAUCCCUUUUGGAAGCCAUUGCAUCUACAUGUUAAUGUUAUCAGUCUGUGUGCUCAUUUAAACAUUCUUGUUUGUUUGUCAUCUUCUAGCAAAUGUAAAUCAGCUGUGUCAAUAUCAAUAUAAUGGUCGAACUGCUAACUGAAAUGAACUACGGGACUGGUAUUUGUUCUUUUUUAUUUUUGUGGUUCUUCCCUCUUCAGGUCGAGUCAUCAAUGUGUAAAAUACAUCUGUUUGUUAUGUUAUGGUGCUCAAGAAAUUGCUGCCAGUUCUUCAAAA